Phytomonas sp. Hart1 is the source of this 3903-nucleotide messenger RNA. The record is from the annotation of a GenBank genome assembly. NCBI's taxonomy places the organism in Eukaryota, Euglenozoa, Kinetoplastea, Trypanosomatida, Trypanosomatidae.
AUGGAUUCACACAACAAAGCGAUCACAAAAUGCCUAACUAAUGCAAUGAGAUUAGAAAAUGAAAAGCAACUUCAGAGUGCUGAGGCGAGCUACACGCGCGCGAUUCUGAUCUUAAAAAGCGCCCUUCAAGAUACCUCGCUUUCCUCGGACGCGCACAACGCGGUAAAGCAAUCCCUGAGCGAUAUCGCGAAGCGCAUCCAAAAGCUGCGCUCUCUCAGCCGCGAAUCCCCCACCCUUCCGAGCCCCCCAACAACGCCGAUUCCCCCAACAUCACGACCUUCGGUGGUCCCGGGGGCCGACGCCCCGCCGUCCUCGGCGCGGCUCCACAAGCCGGACGACGAAUACCUCAAUUUCCUCAACGCCCCCGCGUUCAAGGAGACCUGGGCCGAGCGGACGGGGUGGACCUCCGGGGGCGCCUCGCCUUCCCACACAAAAGCGGCGUUGAAUGAGCGCGCCAUCACCCCCCCUGGGGCCUCCCCGCCAUCCUCCAAGGCCUUCCAGGCGAGACGUCCCGGGGGUUCGCGAAGUCCGGACUGGGGCUGGCGGGCGAUUGACCUUUCCGCGAGUUUAUGCCGCCAGGGUGAGCUCAAACGCGCCGUUGAUGUGCUCCAGCAGGCCUGUUCGAUCCGCCAAACCGGCCGCGCGAAGUGUCGCCAUCUCGACGCGGUCAAGGCUGUUCUGAGGGAGAUGCGGGAAAAAUACUACGCCACAUACCCGCCGAGGGUUCUGCAGGAUAAUCCGAUUUUGCCCGACGAGCUUAAGCUCCUACGCGGCAGCGGCCUCACUUCGACCAUCCGCCUCCCCUGCUGGGACGACCUCGACGAAGGCUAUGGGGCGGAAAACAUGUUUAUGCCCUGCGAGGGGGUGUGGGAGGAUCCAUGGACCCCCCAGCUUAGCCAAACGCAAAAACAAAAGGGCGCGCGGCUGCUUCACCUUUGCGAUCUUUACCCCGACCCGGCGAAUCUCGCGAUUCUUUGCCAGGCCGACCCCCUCGGCGUGACCCAGACGGUGGUGGGGGACUGCUCCAUGGUCUGCAGCCUCAUUAUCUGCGCGAGCUACCAGAAACGAUUCCCCAACGCAAAAAUCAUUAGUAAUGUGAUUUACCCGCAGGACCAAACGCGGACCCCGAUAAUUAAUCCGAAAGGAAAGUACGCCGUCAAGAUGUUGAUUAACGGCAUCACACGGCUCGUGACGAUCGACGACCGGCUGCCGGCUAAUCCUCAUUCCAAAGACCUGCUGUGCACCUACAGUCAAGAUCGCCGCGAGCUGUGGGUUUCGCUGAUGGAGAAGGCCUUUGUAAAAGUCUUCGGCGGGAGCUACGAGUUCCCAGGAAGCACCAGCGCGAGCGAUCUUUACAUGCUCUCCGGAUGGCUGCCCGACUCGCUGAGUUUUGCCGCGAAAGAGUUCAAUCCGGAGCUGCAGUGGAAACGCCUCCACCACGGCUUCGCCACGGGGGCCGUGUUGAUUACUUUGAUGACGCCAACCACCAUUGCCUCCGUGGGUGAGCAGGCGAUACCGCUUACCCCGGACCACGCGUAUGCGGUUUUGGCUAUUUGCGAGGUCCACGGGCUCCGAAUUCUACAGCUGCGCAAUCCUUGGUCCCGCACGACCUGGAAGGGCGCACUUUCCCUCGGGGAUCCGAGCGACCUUGCCGCGGCGGUCCAUAAGACCUUCGGCUAUACUACCGACCUGGCGAAUCGGGGGGUGUUUUUGAUGAAAUGGGAAGAUGCGAUUCGGCAUUUCGACGGCGCCUCACUGAGCUGGAAUCCGUAUUUGUUGUAUCGCACCCCGGAAGGGUUGUCGUGGAGGCCGACCCGCCUUGCCUGCCAUGGGACCUAUUCCUACACCACGAGCAUUGCGGAUAUGCCACAGCUCCACCUUCGCGUGCUCCACGCCCCAAAGCCCACCCGCAUGCACCUUGUUUUUUCCCGCCAUAUCACCGCGGUGGGAGAGUUUGGACGGCAAUUUGAUCAAAAUCAACCCCAGGACGCGCUUUUUGUAUCGCUGAAGGUGUUUAAUCUGACCUCCUACCCUUCCGUCGCGCAAUCCAUCGGGGGGCGCUGCCGGCUUGGCCGGUGUAAUGGCCGCCGACUCUGCAGCAUGUCGGAUGUUUCGACUUAUUUGGCGCCGUUGAACACUCCCAUUUAUCGAAAUUCCUUCGCGCACACCACGAGUUUGGAUUGCCCGGAGGGGACGACGGAUUUGGUGGUGGUAGUGGGACUCCAACCUUCCGCGCGGAAGGCGCCGUUUAACUUUACCGUGACCUUGCAUACCCAACUUCCGCAGCUCCGCCCGCCGAUGUCCUCUACCACCACGGCCAAUAAACCGGGAUAUUUGGGGUUAAACAACGGCGAAAAGGCGGAGGGGUCGGGGGUUUGUAUGCAUUGGAUUCCCAAAGUCAGCCUCCCAUACACUGCGUCGGUGAACGGGGCAUGGGUGAAGGGAAAAAGUUGUGGGGGCCGCAGCGACUUGUCGACUUUUGUGUAUAACCCGCAAUACACUUUUAGGCUUUUUAAACCCGCAUUCUUCUCGGCCCGGCUUGCCGUUUCCGAGUGUGCGGAGUCGUGUGGGAUUUGUGUAGUCCGGCUUCGGUGCGUUUCGUCCUCUGAGAAGCCUCUCACCUCGUUUGGUUCUCGUGUUGGCAACCUCAGGACUGAGGUUGACCUUGUGUUGAAGUCGAAACUCUAUGCGAUAGGGGGUGCGUUAAUAGACAGCGCCCUCCCCCAAACCUUCUCCUACGAUCCCUAUAACCUGCUCCGAGAUCCUGCCGCUAAACCGUUGACUAAACUGUGGGUUGAGAUCAAAUACGCCCACCUAUCUUAUCCUCGACACCAGUUUUAUAUACCUAACCUGGACGAGAACGACGAAAUCGGCAUGAUUUUUAUUCACGCUAUUAAAAGUGGGUUUGGAUUAUUGCCUUCAAACUCUGAGGUAUUUAUACGAAAUCACAGGUUUGAUCACACGAAGCAUAUGAAGGAGAUGCUGGCGCUCGAUCAGGGUCUGGUAUCAAGUUCGAAAGACGAUAAUACCAAAAAUUCCACCCUGGAGGUAUGUCUAAAGGUCAAUACCGAGCCCAUGUAUGUCGACCUGACAACCGAAGAAGAUCCUUUGAUGGACACACUUAUGAAUAUCGUGCGCGAUAUCAUCCAGGAUUCCACCAAAUCGGCAAACCAUCUCCCAUCACUAAGUGCCCUUUCCCAAGAAGCUAGCGGCCAAUCGUCUAAAAAUCGAGUUCCCCUUCAGUUGAUUGGUGCCUUUCUGACCGAUUUUAUUAGGCAUCUCAGCCCUAAAGUGCCGAAAAGGCAGGCUGAUUCGGAUUCUCUAUCCCCUUUGCCGGCGGGGGAAUACACGCUUAUCCCAUCCUUAUGGAAAAAAGGCGUUCCCGGGGUUUUUAAUAUCACCGUCGAGUCGACGGAGCCUGUGAGUUUGAAGCCAAUCCCACCGGAGGGCGAUGGCCUUAUCGAGCGUUCCCUAAGUGGGAGGCUGCUUUUCUCUGGAAAAGCCCUUGACAGCCGCUUUGAGGUUCCUUUUCAGCUUUUGAUUGAUGAUAUUUACUUCCAAAACAGCACGAUAAGUCUUUCUCUAGUGAUGCGGGGGGUCUUUACUUGUCGUCUUUUGUUAUUAGAGGAGGCGGAGAAUGCUGAAGAUGCCGCGGAUACUUCUUCCUUCUCCACCCUUACCUGGGCGAAUGUUAGCCUAUUCGUUCCGAACAAGACGCGGAAGAUGGAUUUGCUUUCCACCUCUGGACCUUACGAUUCCCUUGGUAUUGUUAUUCCUCCAAUUAUGCUGGAGGCAAGGACAAACUAUUCUCUAGUGAUAAGUUCUUCUAAGCCUUCUACUUGCAAGUACAUUUUACGUAUAUACACAAGCGUUCCCUGUACUACAAGUUUCCAGAAACAGUAG